AUGCCAUCUCGCAAAAGAUCCGCUCCAGAUCAGAGCACUGAUCGAAGACGGUCUGGUCGCUUAUCCGCCUCUGCACAGAAGAGCUCUUACUUUGAAGACUCGGAUACUGGAUCAAAUGAGGAUAAAGCUCCCGUGAAGAAACAACGCCGAAUCUCUGGGAAAACAAAAUCAACCUCAAAACAAGUGGAAGAAGAUCAGUACGUCCAGGAGACUGCGGAUGAGCAUCAUGAAGAUGAGGAGGAGGAUGACGAGGAGAGUGAAGACGCCCCGAGAAGGGUUGAAAUUAUACCGCUGCAGAAGAUGAGAGAUACCGGGGGAGUGGAAUAUGAAGACCACAAAAUACAUAAGAACACAUUGCUGUUUCUUAAAGACCUAAAGGCAAAUAAUAAGAGGAGCUGGCUAAAAUCUCACGACGACGAAUACCGACGGGCUCUGAAAGAUUGGCAGUCUUUUGUCGAGGCAGCUACACAGACGAUAAUUGAAGUGGACGAAACAGUUCCCGAACUGCCUGUCAAGGACGUCAUCUUUCGAAUAUACAGGGACAUUCGCUUCAGCAAAGUCAAGACGCCAUACAAGCCUCACUUUUCAGCUGCCUGGUCACGGACAGGCCGCAAGGGCCCCUACGCCUGCUACUACAUCCACUGCGAGCCCGGGUCGUCAUUCAUUGGCGGCGGCCUGUGGCAUCCCGAAGCUGCACUCAUCACGAAGCUCCGACGCAACAUUGACAGACACCCAGAUCGAUGGCGUCAGACUUUUAAUGAGCCUCUAUUGAAGAAGGUUUUCUUCCCGAAUGUCAAGGCGAAUGCUGGUCCAGAAGCAGUAAUCAAGGCCUUUGUGCAGAGAAAUCAAGAGAACGCGCUCAAGAAACGACCGAUGGGUUAUGAGGUUACUCAUAGGGAUAUUGAGCUGUUAAAAUUGCGCAACUAUACGAUAGGCGCAAAGAUCGACGCCGACAUGCUCGCCAAGGAUACUGCUCAGCAGAAGAUAAAAGAAAUCAUGCGCGGUCUUUCUGGAUUUGUCUCGUUCUUGAACAGCAUAAUUAUGCCAGACCCUGCGAUUGAUGGGGAUGAUAGCAGUGACGACGACGAAGAAGAAGAAGAAGAAGAGGAGGAGGAAGACUAA
Molecule: messenger RNA, 1122 nt
Organism: Metarhizium acridum CQMa 102
Lineage: Eukaryota; Fungi; Ascomycota; Sordariomycetes; Hypocreales; Clavicipitaceae
Source: RefSeq, a predicted model, not a curated record